Molecule: messenger RNA, 1014 nt
Organism: Varanus komodoensis (Komodo dragon)
Lineage: Eukaryota; Metazoa; Chordata; Lepidosauria; Squamata; Varanidae
Product: olfactory receptor 10A2-like
Exons: 1
Coding region: 1-1014 (337 amino acids)
Biological process (GO): G protein-coupled receptor signaling pathway
Cellular component (GO): membrane
Molecular function (GO): olfactory receptor activity; G protein-coupled receptor activity
Source: RefSeq, a predicted model, not a curated record
AUGGAAAAUUUUAUAUAUAGAAACAGAACAGUGAAUCAAUUAAUAUUCCUUGGCUUUGGAAAUCUCCGGGAAAUACAGCUCUUGCUUUUCUGGUUGCUUUUAGGAAUUUAUGCAAUAACAAUGGUGGGGAAUUCUCUCAUUCUAAUUGCUGUUUCAGUUGAUAAGAGACUCCACACUCCUAUGUAUUUUUUCCUGGGAAAUUUAUCAUUCCUGGAAGUAUGGUAUACAUCAAACAUCACCCCCAAAAUGCUGAUGGACUUACUGAAGAAGGAGAAAACCAUUUCCCUGGUUGGUUGUAUCACACAGCUGUACGUGUUCUGUGCCCUGGGAACUGUGGAAUGCUUUCUCUUACUGCUCAUGUCAUAUGACCGUUACCUUGCCAUCUGCAACCCACUACACUACGCCAAAGUGAUGAACUGGAACUUCUGCUAUACAUUAAGUGCUGCAACGUGGUUAUUGGGUUUUCUGUUGGCUGCUGGGCUGAACUUCAUUGUCACCACUUCUUUAACACUCUGUGGCCCUAAUCAAGUCGAUCAUUUCUUUUGUGACUUAACACCACUGUUGAAAUUGUCGUGUUCUGAUACCCACCCAGCAGAAGUAGCCAUUUUUGUAGCAUGCUUUGCGGUGUCACUGGCUCCUUUCCUCUUGACCAUCACUUCAUACAGCUAUAUUUUAUUCACCAUCUUGAACAUUCCUUCGUCCUCUGGAAAGAAGAAAGCAUUUUCCACUUGUAGCUCCCAUCUCAUUGUAGUAAGUACAUUCUAUGGGACUCUGGGCAUUACAUAUGCAGUAUCUAUUGGGACAGAAUCAGUAGAAUUAAACAAAAUGCUUUCCUUAUUCUAUACUGUCCUGACACCUAUGCUGAACCCUAUUGUAUACAGUCUGAGGAACAAAGAGGUGAAAAAUACUCUAAAGAAGUUGCUGAGUAAAGCUUCAACAGCUCUGAGAAAUUGGUCCAAUGCUGCCCCACACUAUUUAUCAUUAUUCUGUCCAAAAAAUGUAGCAGUCCAAUAA